Messenger RNA from Phragmites australis (common reed), 5199 nucleotides. Its product is annotated as putative pentatricopeptide repeat-containing protein At1g74580. The record is from RefSeq and is a predicted model, not a curated record. The transcript is spliced from 5 exons. The coding region runs from base 25 to 1626 and encodes 533 amino acids. NCBI's taxonomy places the organism in Eukaryota, Viridiplantae, Streptophyta, Magnoliopsida, Poales, Poaceae. Gene Ontology annotation, molecular function: protein binding.
CCGCUGCCGCUGCCGCCGCCUCCUAUGCCCCUCCGCCUCACCCUCCCGCGCCGCUGCCCCGCCGACCCCAAGCUCACCUCCUUCCUCUCCGCCGUCGCCUCCCUCGCCAACUCCCCCUCCUCCUCCCCCUCGCCGCCCCCUGGCGCAGUGCCCGCCGCCCCCACCCCCGCCGCCUACAACGCCCUCAUGUCCGCCUACUCCCGCGCCGGUCGCCACGACCAGGUCCUCCGCGUCUUCCGCUCCCUUCCCUUCCCGCCCACGGCACCGCUCUUCACCACCCUCAUAUCCUCCCUCAGCGCCUCCGGCCACCACCUCGCCGCCCGCGCUGCCUUCUCUUCCCUCCUCGUCUCUGGUCUCCCGCCCAGCGCCUCCGCCUACACCGCGCUGCUCAAGUCCCACGGCGCCGCCUCACUCGACUCCGUGUACCUCCUUGCCAUCUCUGGUGCAUUUCUCCGUCUGAUUCGGGGCUGCUCCCCCGACGCCGCCGCCUACAACUGCCUCAUUUCGGUGCUCUGCGACUCCCAGCGAGUAGAGGAGGCCUUGGGCGUCAUUGACCUCAUGCUAGAUAACGGCAUCCGCCCCACCGUCCGCUCCUACACUGCCAUUCUGCGCGGUUACUGUGAGCAGGGCAGGUUUCUCGACGCAGAGAGGUUAGUUGAUACCAUGGUCCAACUCGGGUGCCCGCCGGAUGUCAUCUCAUACAGCGUGCUCAUCGAGGGGCUUUGUCGUGUAGGGGAAUUCGGCAAGGUGGAAAGAAUCCUAGGGGAGAGUGAGGCGAAAGGGUGGACGCCCAAUGCUGUUACAUAUAAUAUUUACAUGUCUGCCUUGUGCAGAAUGGGUUUCUUGGAUGAGGCAUUUCGUCAAGUUGAUGUCCUGCGUAGCAGACAGCUGACCCCGACGGCUGAGACGGUGAAUAUUCUCAUUGAUUGCUUGUGCCGAGACUCAAGGUUUUCGGAAGCAGUGUGCUUGCUGGAAUUCAGUGAAGAAUUGGGCUGGAAUGUUGACGUGUUCUGCUAUAACACUCUGAUGAGUAGGCUCUGUGACAUUGGUGAUUUUGCUAGAGUCUUGAAGCUGUUGGUUGAUCUGUUAAAGAAGGGAAUUGGGCCAGAUAUGUUUAGUUUUACUAUUGCAAUCCGAGGCCUCUGUGGAGCUGGGAAAUUCCAAGCGGCAAGGUUCCUAUUGGAUAAUGAGGGAAUUGAAUAUGAUGUUGUGGCAUUCAAUACUUUGAUUCAUGGAUUCUGCAUGGUUGGGGAUCUACGUGGAGUUCUGCAAACUUGUAUGGACAUGUUCAGUAGGAAUGUUUCUCCAAAUAGCUUUACCAACGCUAUGGUAAUUGACAGUUUAUGUAAAGAGCGAGAAUUUGUUGCGGCGAUCAAUUUUCUUCUUAUAUCUUCGGGAGAUGGUUUAGUUCCUGAUCAUCUUUUUCGCCUGAAUAAUUGGUUGGUAAAAGCAAAGAGGUUGAGCGAUGUACUCUACCUGAUCAAUAAACUACGUUCUAAAGUCCGUGUACUAGAUGUUUGCAUAUUCAGUUCGUUGGUUAGGAUAUUUUGCUGGGAGGGAUACUGUAAGCACGAGAAUUUCUAUAAUGUUUCUCUUAUACUUGACAGUAUGCUAGAAAUGAGGUGAUAAUCUCUAGAUAUAGUUUUGACAUGAGAAGUUGUUAUGGAAUGUUUUCUCCGGCAAACAAUAUAAGUCAGCCACUGAUGUAACAGUAUAAUAAUCAAAAUCUUGUUUGCCGUCUGAUCCUUUCUAAGCUAUUCAACUGGCUGGCUAUUGUUAUGUUGAACUACCCAUCCUCCACCAGGUGAGGAACUGAGUUGUGGCUAGCACCAACCACUUUAUAUUACACACGGAUUCAAAGAGUAUGAGUAAGAUUAUCAAGUUCCAAAGUGUUAAGAGAGAUAAUAAAUGGACAUAAAGCUUUUUGUGCAACAAAAAUGAUGAUAAUGAGGCAUAUGACAAUGCAGUGGGUACUAUAGUCAUGGACAAUGGGUUUGAUGGACCAAUACUGCCAGAGAUCUUCAAGGAUUUUCACUGUAUGAGUUAGCAUUGUCUCAGGGGAAAACAAGUUUGGUGAUUACUGAAGUUUUUCACAUGAAUAUGCUUUGAAUCAUUGUGAUGCAAUCUAGUGGGAUAAGAGGUGCUAAAUUGAUGCUCUUUGGUGCAUGAUUGCUGACUUUUCUAUUUUUGUCCACCUUAAUAAUUUGUUAGGCUUACUGUCCUGUGUCCUUGUUUGUUUAUUGAGAAGAAACCUUCAGUUGUGGUAGGCGGUAGCUCAGUCAGCUUUGUAAUUGCUUAUAUUGAGACAUACUAUCUUUGUAGUGCUCUUAUACUUUGGAAUUUAGUUUCUAGUCAUCGGUUCUGCAACUAGUUGCUGUGUAGGUUCUUGACAACAAUCCAAUAGCUACACUUCAGAAUUAGCUCAUUAUUAUGAAGUAAGUGUCACCAGUUACUGGCCAUUUUUUAGUGUAAAAUCAUCUCAUAAUCUUGAAGUAAUUCGUUAUGAUUUGUUUGAAUUUUUAGGGUCUGGUAACACAUCUCUUUUGAUGGUACUGCAAUCCUGUUUUCGGAUGUGAUCCGAUCAAACAGCAAUUGAACUACUCAUUCUCCACUAGGUCAUUUGGUACCGAUAACAACAAAGUUCUCAUGUUGCUAUGCUUUUGGCUCUCCGAACAAGAUUAUCAAGUUCCAAAGUGUUAGAGAGAAAAAUAAAUAUACAUAAAGCUUGUCAAAUAUUCGAGAUGGGAUAUUGGAUGAAUCACAAUGUUACUUAUGUGAGAUGGAAUUGAAGAACACAUUUUCCCCUAGGGUAAUGUUGUGUAGGUAGAUACAAUGGUCAAAUUGUUUAAUGCUACUGUCAUAGUGGCCAUUUGAUAAGAGUAAAAUACAUUGGUGGUCCUAAACUUGUCCUCCUGUGUCACCUGGGUCCCUAAACUUCGAAGUUGCAGUUUCAAGUCCCUUAACUUAUUAAGUGGUUCAUGGGAGGUCCAAACCACCCCAGUCAGCAUCUCCUCGCAUAUGUGGCACACGACUGUGUGCUAGCGUUGUCUCUCUUAUCUAUCUCCCCUGCAACCACAACAAGCCAUGGGUAACCUUCUCUAGAGUGCUUCUGUGAUGCCACCAGCGAUGAACAACUUGGGAGGGAGAUUCGGUCAUGCGGUGUUUGUGAGGCGUGGAUUUGGCCGGGACCAACCAUGGAGGUGACUGGCGAGACAGGGGAACCGAAAUUUGCUAGCCAAAACCAUCUAACCACCGACCAAAACCUGCGCGCCAGAGGGAUCACAUAUCGAAAGAACUUAAGAACACCAUGAAGCAACCAAAAGGACUAGCCUUCCUGAUCAAAACCACCUAUUUGCUACCAAGAACAUUAUAUAUCUAAGCUGGGGAUGUGAGGAGCAAAUCAGAGUAGGAGGGUAUGGAUCAGGCUUGCAGUGCGUUCUUUGCCUCCUCUCCUAUUUGGUGUGGAUGGCAGCGAUGCGAAUCAGGGAAGACCAGGGGGUAGCGGUGGCUUGCCGGAUAUGGUGCAACCCUCCUCGUGACUGGUUCGGCGACGCUACACGUAGUUGCAUGAUGCGGGUGGAGCGAUGAUGAGAUGGGAAUUUGGUGGUGUUCCAGGGUUUGUGGGCACCUCCGCUAGGGUCCUUGGGCUCGCAGAGGCGUCUUGGUCGGUAUCCACGGCGACCAGAGGCGAGGGAAGCGGCUGCCUGUGCUGCUCCUCUCUCAUCGCCACCUUAAUCUUCCCGCUGUUUGCAUCUUCCGAUGUUGUGAGCAUUAUGCUACUGCGUGUAGUGUCGUUGAACCAGUCAUGAGGAGUGUUGCACCAUCUCUAGCAAGCCACCGCUGCCCCCUAGUCUUCCCCGAUUCGCAUCACUGCCAUCCACACCACAAUAGGAGAGGAGGCAAAGAAUGCAUUGCAAGCCUAAUCCAGACCCUCCUACCCUGAUUUGCACCUUAAUCUGGAGCAUGGCGUUCUCCUCCCAUGCGAGGAAGAUGAUGGGCUUGAGGAUCAGACAGGAUAGAGGCGGCACGAGUCAGAGGAGACAACAGUGGUAGGCUGAGAAGACAGAAGAGAGGUAGGAGCUUGGGAAAGGGGAAGUCCACACUGGCACAUAGUCAGCAUGCCACGUGUGUGAGGAAAUGCUGACUGGGGUGGUGGGUUUGGACCUCCGGUGAACCACUUAACAAGACCUGAAACUGUAAUUUCGGAUUUUAGGGACCUAGGUGACAUAGGGGGACAAGUUUAAGGACCACUAGUGCAUUUUACUCUUUGAUUAAAUAUAUGGUCUCUCAGCAUUUAUAACAUGACUGCUUUGAUUCUUUCAAUCUUGGAUAUCAAUAUGUGGAGUAUUGGCAUAUCAGGACGGGCACCACGGCUACAUAAUGUUCUUACAUUGCCACUUGAUCAUCUCCAUUAUCAUUUGGUGCUUGGAGUCGGCUAUUUGUGCAAUACCUGAAGGGCAGGCCCUGGCUUCUAAGGGCUGGUUGCUGUACUAUACUCAUGGACAAUAGGCGUGGCGAUGGACCAAUAUCGUCAGAGAUCUUCAAGGAUUUCCACUGUGUGAGUCAGCAAUGUCUCUUCUAAAUCAACUUCUGAAAUCAGAGGAAAACAAGUUUGGCCAUUACUGAAGUUUUUCACAUGAAUCUAUUUUGGAAGCAUUGGGAUGCGAUCUAGUGGAAUAAGAGGUGCUAAAUAGAUGCUGAUCGGUAUGUGGUUACUGAAGUUUUUUCACAUGAAUCUGUUUUGGAAGCAUUGGGAUGCGAUCUAGUGGGAUAAGAGGUGCUAAAUAGAUGCUCAUCGGUAUGUGGUUACUGAAGUUUUUUCACAUGAAUCUGUUUUGGAAGCAUUGGGAUGCGAUCUAGUGGGAUAAGAGGAUCUAAAUAGAUGCUCUUAGGGUCUGGUAACACCUCUUUUUUUUAUGGUGCUGUAGUCGUGCUUUCGGAGGUGAUCCGUGAUCAAACAGCUCAUUUACUGUUUGAAUCAUGCCUGUGUCUAUAGUAUGAUUAGGUUUGAUCUGGCCUGAGAGAUUCAACAAGGAAAACUUGGUUCUAUAGCAUCAUGGUUUAUUGUAACAUGGACCUCAUGAGAUUGGCACUGUAACUUGUAAAUUGUAAUUAGCACUGCCGGGUGCUCUAUAUAUGGAGCUCUACACGAAUAAAAAAUGGAUGUAGCUCAGAAUUGUAUGAAACUUUACAUAUACA